AUGUCUUUCGGAAUCGGAAUGGGAGGGCGCAAUCGGCUGCAGGGUGGGUCCUGGCGGGUACCGUUCGAAGUUUUGACGGUGACGGUGGCGAUGACAUCCUUCUCAUAUCAUUGCACCAAACCGUCAACCAAUCAGGCCAAUUCAAUCAGAGUCUGCGGUCUUCAGGCAGACGUGACGUCGGAUGGCCAAACCAUAAGCUACUAUACAACCAAUUCAGAUGGAUCGGAGCGACGAGAUGCGAUAUUCAAGAUUAUACCGAAUUAUUUGAGAGAGAUUGACAUGGCAGAAAGGACAGUAGGGACGCAAGGCAGCGCCAAGAUUAAGCAUUCUGUCCAACAAUUCUCCUCGCAAGACUAUUCAUGGCAAGCUUAUCCAGCUACUUCAGCUACAUCUCUGUACAAGUCAAACGAAACAGGCUGGCCUGAACAGAAGGAUCCCAGUCUCAAGGUCAUGCGUCAUACGUUGUUUUCAGGACAGAUCGAUGGAUCGACUAUCGUGAACAAAUACCAGAUUGAUGUCUUCACGUUCAUGAACAACGGGACAUGGGUAGACUUGACCACAAAGCAGCAAAUGACUGUAUACUGUGGCAAUAUUGCCAUUGUGCAAAGUAUCGAGAACUGGAAUUUCUGCGGGAGGUCAACCCAGGCGCAAGCUGCUUGUGAAUCAGGUGCUCAGGGCUCGGCGUUAGACCUGGGUAUCAAGCUUGCUGGCGGGAACUCAUGGACAUCUCACAACAUCUCGGGGAAGCAGGGUUUGCAAUACAGUUUCAAGACUAGUGUUGGGACUAAGAACAUCAUGAAACCCGGGACGAGCAAGACUCAUACUUGCAAUACUGCCGUUACCAAGAUUGUGAUCAACGUUCGUCAAACAAGUGCAAAUACACUGAUCAGAAUGGCUUCUGUUAUUCAGAUGAAGCACAGGCAUAUUGCGAGCAAGCGAAGACUGAUCCCAGGUGUUUCACGAACGCCUUCACUUUGUAUGGUUUAUGCACGGGUUAUUACAAUCCAGACAUGGGCCGAAUAUCCCAGCGACCAGAAUCCAGGUUCUUUCUGUGGUCUAGACCAGGGCGGAUCCACCUACACCUCAAGCACGCAAGACUCCACUGCAGGCGCUUCAUCAGUCUCAUCCUCAAACCUGCAAUGCUCGAUAAUCUCAGAAAGACUCCAGUGCAAGGCCCAGACAUCCUGUACUUGGCAGACGGCGUGUGCUUGCAUACCUUCGAAAUGUUUGUGUGGAGACGACUGCUGCAUUUCUGGUCGGUGUGACGACCAGUACAAGCUUGGGUGUGGAGCUAUCGGUGAUAGGACCACAUGCAAGAGCACGACGGGCUGCAGCUGGCAGACUGCGUGCGGUUGUAUUCCAAACUUGUGCCUCUGCGGAGAUGACUGCUGCAUCUUUGGAAUCUGUCAGAGUGGUACACUGGCCACUUGUACUGAGCUCCCCACGUCGACGACCUGCUCUAAAGGCACGAAUUGCAAGUAUGAGAAGAGUUGCGGAUGUAUCCCUGCGGAAUGCACAUGCGGAGACAACUGCUGCAUUUAUAAGAACUGCACCCAACCGACUGCGAAGACUCAAAGCUGCCUCAAAUUUGAAGUCACGUUCAAUGAGAAGGACGAGGGUCAGACGAUGAACCUCAGGCUGCCCUACAACAAUCAUGUCGACUCUUACGCGUUUUCUUCUCUCCUUUGGGUGGGAGGAAAUGGAGAUAUGGAUGCAGACGGCAUUGUCGACGCAUUGGAAGGCAGCGACGACGCUGAUGCUGAUGGGGUUCCCAAUUUCAUGGACGAAGAUUCAGACGGGGAUGGACUCAGAGACUCCACUGAGGGUGUGGGAGACGUUGACAACGAUCAGAUCCCCAACUUCCUCGACAACGACAGUGACGGCGACGGCAUCUCCGAUUACGAGGAAGGAGCAGCGACGUGCUAUGGAGAUGUGAUUGACUUUGACCAUGAUGGAGUGCCGGAUUACCUCGACGAAGACAGCGACAACGAUGGGAUCUCUGACAAGAAGGAGAGUCAAAACGUCCCCCGCGAUCCUGACGGCGAUGGGAUGCCGAAUUGGAGAGAUCUCGACUCGGACAACGACAAUCUUCUUGAUUCGUAUGAGGGGAUCGGAGAUCCCGACGGUGACGGUAUUCCAAACUUCCUCGACAAGGACAGUGAUGGCGAUUCGAUCCCUGACAUCGUUGAGGGAUCGGGUGACGUGGACAAAGACGGGAUCCCCAACUUCCUGGACCUUGACAGUGACAGUAAGGAUGCCCUUGAAGUCAUCACCCGACUUUCUGACCCUCUGACCUCAGACGACAUGAUACCCGACGUGGAAGAAGGCACAUCAGACAUGGACAAGGACGGCAUACCCAACUACCUUGACAUGGACAGCGACGGGGACGGGAUCCUGGACUCUAUCGAGACUAACAAGACAGGGGCCAACGGGGCCCCUAGGUACCUCAACUUGGACUCAGACGGGGACACGCUGCCGGAUAGCAAGGAAGGGCUUCAGGAUCCGGAUGGAGAUGGCAUCCCUAACUGCUACGAUCUUGACAGCGACGGCGACGAACUCCUGGACGAGUACGAGUACAACAUCACCAUCGUGCUGAGGAAUGCCAGCUUGCAGGAUGAGGACAGAGAUGGGCUGCCCAACUGGGUAGACACGGAUUCCGACGGAGACGGCGUCCCUGAUGCGAUCGAAAAAGCUCACCAUAUAAACAGUGAAGGUGUACCCGCUUUCCUCGACCCUCUCUAUCCCAACCAAGAGAACACAAUCUGCGUUUCGAGGUGCCCCGCGCCUCUCCCCAACAGGUCCAACGGAGCCGAUCUCGAUUCUGACAACGAUGGUCUACCGGACGAAGUUGAAGGAACCGUUGACACAGACGGCGACGGCCUUAGAGACUAUGAGGAUCCUGACUCAGACAAUGAUGGCAUUCUGGACUGGGACGAGGCAGGAAAGGAGUACCAACAGACCAAGGUAUGCUGCCAUGACACAGACGGCAACGGCAUACCCGACUUUCGCGAUCUGGACUCUGACGGGGAUGGGAUCGGCGACGAUGUAGAGGGUGCUGAGGAUACGGAUGGGGAUGGGAUACCCAACUACCGCGACCUAGACUCUGACAACGAUGGAACUCCUGACAUCGACGAGAGCGAGUCGGAGGACAAGAACCGCAACCAAAUCAUCGACUUCCUCGACCCUGAGGUCACCUGCUCUAGACACUACACGCAUCAGAUCUGGAAAAAUGCUUCUCGCGCCACCGACGUGCAGCAAGUGAGCUGCAGCGACUCUGUUGCCAACGGAGGGAUCUUGUGCGAGAAAGGAGAAGACUCCUGUACCAAAUCGAUCGAUCGCUUUCACGGCAAGGUCGGACAGAUCUACACUGUCCUCUGCCCUGCCACUUGCUCCUACCAGGCUGUGUAUGGGCCCGCAAGUCUCGACGGAGGGAAGCCUUGCUCUUUCUCCUCCGGCGCUCAAGUCGCUUUCCUCGAUGCCUCCUCCAUCUGUGGAGCUGGGCUCGCGAUGGGAGUACUACGGUAUGGUGUGACUGGUGUGUUCUCUUUCCAGCUCGUCGAGCCGGUGGAAUCAUAUCCAGCAUGCAAGAACAUGCCCGUACAGUCGCCUGCUCCUCCCUACUCCGCGGAGACUCUAAGCUUCAGCUGGCCGCAAUGGAACUUGUCAAACUCUCCCUCCAUGAUCAGCUCUUACGGCAGCGCUGCUAGCUGCUGCAACUACUCCACAUCCACUGCCAACACGACGGCAACGCCGGACGGAGGCGGAUGCUGCGCAAUCCAACGGUUCCGUCAGCGAUGGGUGGGAUCGGCAUGGGUGGGAGUCAGAGCCUUUCAGAUCCUCCCGGACACCUACGUGGGAGGGUGCGGGGCACAUGCCACAGAGAAGCUCUGCCGGGCAGAUGCCGGCUGCGACUACAAGUCGACCUGCGGAUGCUUCACGAAGGGUUGCGGAUGCAACAACGAGCUGUGCUGUGUGAAAGGGAGGAACGACACGCAGGGGGAGGUGCCGCUCUGUGUAGAUCGGUGCAGCCCCCUUGACAUCGUCCCCAAGAACGUCACCACCUGGCCGAUCAACCUGACUACCUCACUCGGCCCCUCGGCUGCCCCAGCUGCCUUCCUGGUCAACCUCAGCACGAGGCCAGCUGACACGGUCUUUGUCAGGGUCUCGAGCGAGCAGUGCCAACUCAACGUGACGGAGGGCAGCGAUUUGAUCUUCACUCAGAACAACUGGAGCGAUGCCAAGGAGGUCCUGGUGAACGGGCGAGCAUGUACUGGAGGGUCCGAAGACUCUGAGACACACAGGACAUACGAGGUCUCGCUGUCGGUAACCAGCUCGGACGAAGAGUACCACCUUAUCCCGGUGCCGGGUGUUCCCAUCACCAUCCUUUCCACUGCAUGUCCUCCCCUAAAGAUCCCGCAAGGUGUCGUCGUCGUGUCCUCCAGCGGCAGCACCGGCGGCGGCGUGCCGGAUCCCAGCUUCAUCCUCAUUCUGAACUACUACUGCCGCCGCUACUACCAGGAGGAAGACAACGUCGACCAAGCCGAGCACUACUUGAGCAAGUGCAAGGCACAGGACUGCGAUCAGAGGAUGGAGAAGAUAGGGUGUCCGUACACAGACCAGAACGGCUUCUGCUAUGCCGAGUCAGGAAUCGCCUACUGCUCAUCCCAUCCCACCGACCCUCGCUGCUAUGUGGGCGUUAAGUCCCUCUAUGGACAGUGCGCAAACCUCGUCUACUACCUGCAAGGCAACAGCUCUGCCGAACAGACAACUUCCAAGACCUGCCCCAACCAGGCAGGAGCAACGUGUGAGCUCAAGUGCGAGGAAGGGAAGGUCCCCCAGGACACGGUUAAGCUGCAAUGUAACGCUGCCACAAGGCAGUGGGAGGGGAAGAUGCCCUCCUGCUCAUGCUCCUCGGGAUACUACACCUCUGCCUCGUCCUGCGUCCCCUGCUCCACGUACAGCUGCUCCACUGGCUACUACAGGUCAGCCUGCAGCCAGGACAAGGACUCUGUGUGUGUCCCCUGUACAAAGAAGCCAGAAAACGCAGAAUUUUCACGCACUACGGAUCAGCUCAAGGAUGAUUCCUGCCCAUGGUCGUGCUCGACCGGCUACUGGCGAUCAGGAGAUGUCUGCAAGACAUGCUCUCGCUUCGUGUGCCCCAUCGGGCAAUACAGAGGCGCCUGCACCUCAACUGCCGAUGCAUCUUGCGUGCCAUGCACAGAUAGCAAACCGGCGCAUGCUGUCUGGUCGAGUGCAGGAUCGCCCUUCGACAAGGACAACUGUCAGUGGACGUGCGAUACUGGGUUCUUCCUCGAUUCCUCCAACAAGCUCUGCGUCACCGACAUUCUGCACUCUCUCGUAGUGGAUGUGCCUGACACAGACAUAUCCGAGGCAGGGAAGACGACGACGAUCAAGGUCAAGCUCUCAAGACCUCCAACCUCAACUGUAACAGUGAAGUUUGCUGACAACUCUCAUGUCCGAGCCUCGUUGAACAGCUUUGACUUCGACAGCAGCAACUGGAAUACUUCCAUCACCAUCGUCGUUUCCGCGGUUGACGAUUCCAUCCGUCAGGGUCCACAUAGCAGCUCCAUCAUCAUCACAACCUCAAGCGAUGACUCUGACUGGGACUUCAGUAACCCUCGAACUGUUUCGUUCAACAUCGCAGACAACGAUUGUUCCAGCCUACGACUCUCGCAGUUUGCUAAAUUGUUGGAUUGUCAGACCACGUACGGGCUCAACUGCUCCAUCACGUGCAAGCAAGGGUACGAGCCCUCCAACAUCACAACCUUGAGCUGCACCCCGACAGACUGGGAUCGACUCCCUCCCUCAUGCUCUCAGUGCUCUUCCAACUACUUCCAGGGAGCUGGCAAGGAGUGUCUCCGAUGCUCUGAAGGUCCGUGCGCAAUCGGGUACUACAGGGGCCCAUGCCAGGACCAGGCGGACGCGGAUUGCCGCCCAUGUACCAACCCGCUUCCUCUCAACAGCCGCUACAUCAGCAGCGGCUCUCCCCCGUCGGAGAACAACUGCCAGUGGGCUUGCAACCAAGGGUACGACCAGCACAACACCUCCUGCGUCCUGAUGCCUCAGCCUCGUCUCGAUGUCAUCACGAAGAAUAUCAGCACCUCGGAGCAGGUCGGCAGCAAUCCAGCCUGGUUCCAGCUGCGCCUGUCCAGGGCACCGACGAGCGACGUGACAGUGCGGGUGCAAGUGGACAGCCACCUCACGAAUGUUGGGAGCGCCGUCUACACCUUCACAUCUGCCAAUUACCUCAACUACCAGGACCUCUUCCUGUACGCUGUUGACGACCACAUCUAUCAGGGCCUCCAUAGCGGCACCUUCUACCUCUCCAUCGUCACAGACGACAUCCUGUACAAGUCCAUCGGGCCGUUGAACUUCUCAGUGGACAUCAUCGACAACGAUUGCCGCGAGCUCACUGCCCCGCUGCGAGGAAAGAUCGUCUCCUGCAACAACUCCUUUCAGGGCUCCUGCGUCUUCGAGUGCGACGAGGGAUACGCUCCCAUCGGUCAGAUCCAGCUCACCUGCCUGCCCGACCUGGCCCGUUGGUCCCAGCUCCCUCCCACCUGCUCCUCUUGCGCUCCGGAGUACUUCCUCAAUGGAGGGGCAUGCAAUCCUUGCAACCAGUCGGCUUGUCCUCCCGGCACGUACAGAAGCGCGUGCGGCGCCAUGGAAGACAGCUACUGCCAAGUGUGCACGCAGAAGCCCAACAGCUCUAGAUUCGUUUCCGCGGCCAACCCGAUCAACGCAGACAACUGCGGCUGGGGAUGUAACCCCGGUUACUACCAGUCGGGCAAGACGUGCAGCCCCUGCUCGACUAGCACGUGCCCAGCUGGGCAAUACCGGACUGGGUGUAAGCAGGUGGGCUCUUUGAAAGAUUCCACCUGUGUGCCCUGCACGAACCAGAUCCCAACCAACAGCAACUACUCGAGCCCCGGGCAGCCGUUUGACAGCAACAACUGCGGUUGGACCUGCAACAAGGGAUACUACAAGAACUCCAGCGACCUCUGCACCCCUGACGUCAUCCCUGCUGUGGUGGUGGACAGGAGCAACAUCCCGACUCUGAGCGAGGCCUCAGACAAGGUGUCUGCCUCUAUUCCCGUCAAGCUCUCCAAGGCGCCUUCUGCUGACGUCACCAUCACCCUGACCUCCUCUGAUGCUCUCAUCCUCUCCUCUCCGACAGUGUUGACCUUCACGUCGACAAACUGGAACGUAGAGCAGAUGGUCGUGGUACUGCCUUACAACGACCAGAUCAAGCAGGGGACACACAGUGGGAAUGUCUCGUUCUCCGUCGCUUCUACAGACUCUGGCUACAACCAGAUCUCUGUGGACCAGCUGACGGUCAGCGUCCUGGAUAACGACUGCCAACCUCUGAAGGCUCCUCCCAACUCUUCCUUGGUUGUGUGCAACAGCUAUUAUGGGGGCGAGUGUACCAUCCAGUGUGACGUGGGAAGGAGCCCGAGCGAACCUUACACAAUGAUCUGUCUCUCGUCAACAGCGGACUGGAGCAGGGAGAUGGUCGACUGCUCCUCUUGUGCUCAGGGCUAUUACUCCUCAGGAGCAGGCUGCGUCGCAUGCAGCCUUUCCACCUGCCCUCUUGGCACCUAUCAGGUCAGUUGCACACCAAACACACAGCCAUCUUGUGUUGCAUGCACAAACAAACCUGCCAACUCCAUCUACACCUCCGCGGGGACCCCGUACAACAGAAACAACUGCUCCUGGACAUGUGAAGGGAAUUUCUGGAAGUCAGGAUCCCAUUGCCUUCCUUGCUCUUCCUCCCCCUGCCCCGUUGGGACUUAUCGCACCUCCUGCUCUAAAGAACAGGACAGCAACUGCACUGCGUGCAUCAAUGCCUUGCCUGCUAACGCCCGCUACACGACAUCAGGCGAUAGCAACAACCAGUGCUCUUGGCUGUGCAACGACGGCUACCUGUUCAACGAGAGCACGGCCGCUUGUCAGGUGCGAGGGACGGCUGGUCUCAUCGUUACCCCUGUGGUGAUGAAGACUGGGGAGGACCCCAACAGCCCGCCAGCUGAGUUUGACAUUCGCUUGUCAUCGCUCCCCAUGGGCCCUGUCAACCUGACCCUCAAUGCGCUGUCACAGUUCUACCCGAUCGAGCCAGUCGGAGUGACCUUCGACGAGACCAACUGGAGCAAGCCCUACCGCGUCAGGGUCAAGGCUGUUCCCAACGACGUGCCGCAAGGUUUCCACUCGGGGGACGUGCUGGUCAGCAUCCGGACGACCGACUUUCUCUACAGCCAGCUGGCUGACAAGAGGGUGGAGAUUCAGAUCGAGGAGGACAUGUGCCCUCCUGUCCGCAGCAAGGGCAACCUCUACGUCGCCUCCUGCAACCGCAGCAUCGAUGGGAUAUGCAGCAUGCGAUGUGGGGAGGGCUACGAGCCGGACCGGACUGUCAUGCUGCAGUGCGUGAGGACGGUGGAGGGCACGAGCUGGGACAGCACUCCUCCCUCCUGCUCGCAGUGCACCAAAGACUACUUCCUCAACGGCUCGGUCUGCGUGCCGUGCAACCUGGCUGAAUGCCCUGCGGGCUUCUUCCGAGGGCCGUGCAUGGCCCCGACAGGAGGCCUGUGCUACCCCUGCUCCUCACUGAUCCCGUCAAACGCGGAGUUUGUGACAGGAGGGUAUCCUUCCUACCUCGACAACUGCAAAUGGAAAUGCAAGAAGGGAUACUUCCUUGACACGACCUACGGCCUUGACUGCGUCCCCAACGUGACUGUAGGGAUCGAUAUCAAUGUCAUCGGAUCCCAGACGGGGGAGUCGUCCAGCUACGGACCAGCAGUGCUGGAGUUUGUGCUCACCGAAGAGCCAAAGGACUUUGUCACCAUCUUCUUUCGUUACUCAUCCUCCCAGCUCCAGCAGCCGCAGCCAGGCUCUUUGACCUUCCAGAAGUCCAGCUGGAACACAGCUCAGAAGAUCUCAGUGCUGGCUGUCGACGACGUUGUUUACGAGGGGCUCCACUCCAGCAGGGUAAUCACCGAGGUUUACAGCAGUGACGUCAGGUACAACGGGAUGUCAGUCCCGGAGAUCUCGAUCUCGAUCCACGACAACGACUGCCCUCCGCUGCCCAUAUCCGCCAACGUGCAAGUAGUAUCGGCGUCCUGCUCUUACAGUUGUACCCUCCAGUGCGCUCAAGGCUACUCCCAGUCAGGCCCUGUGACUGUCGCCUGCAACGCUGCCAAGGGUGUCUGGGAGGGUGACCUACCCAACUGCACUACCUGCAAGGAGGGGUACUACCUCUCCCGGGGCUCCUGUACCCCCUGCUCCACCGACGAGUGCCCCAUCGGGCAGUACCGAGGGGCGUGCGGCGGGACAAGAGACUCCGCUUGCCAGGCCUGCACCUCUGAGAUGGGCAACAUCAAGUUCGUAGGUAGCGGUAUCCCUUACAACAACAACUCUUGCCCGUGGGAGUGCGUGUACGGCUACAACCUCGUCAACGGUACCUGCACCCAGGUCCCGACCCCCACCAACGUCAUCCGAGACCCUACAGACUCUGACAACGACGGGAUCCCGGACAACGUGGAGACGAAGACGAGGGACAGCGACCAUGACGGGAUCCCAGACUACCUGGAUCUUGACUCUGACAACGAUGGUAUCCCGGAUGCUGUGGAGACUGCGGUCGAUACGGAUGGAGAUGGCUUCCCUGACUAUCGAGAUGUCGAUUCUGACAAUGAUGGGAUCCCCGACGAGGUCGAAGGGCUAGAGGACUCCGACGGGGAUGGCCGGCCCAACUAUCGGGACAUGGACAGUGAUGGCGAUGGGAUCAGCGAUCUCAUCGAGGGUGUCGAAGACUCUAACGACAACGGGAUCCCCAACUACCUCGACCUGGACAGUGACGGUGACGGCAUCCCGGACUCACUUGAGGGCCUGUCGGAUGUUGACGGCGACGGGAUUCCAGCGUUCCUUGACUUGGAUUCGGACGGAGAUGGCAUCCUGGAUGUCGUAGAGAAGUCCCCAGAUGUGCAGGAGAUAGACGACUCGACCAACAACAACCCGGUGGACACUGACAACGACGGGAUUCCCGACUUCUUAGAUCGCGAUUCUGACAACGAUGGAGUGCCUGACGUGCUUGAAGGGUUGGGUGACCCCGACAAGGACGGGGUUCCGAACUUCAGGGACGAUGAUUCAGACAACGAUGGCAUCGGAGAUAAGGUUGAAGGGAUCAUGGACUAUGACCACGACGGCGUCCCAGACCGACUGGAUCUGGACACUGACAACGAUGGACUUCUGGAUCGAGUGGAGGGAGUUCCGGCAUGGAGAGAUGCGGCGGUCAUUCCGGUCCCCAAGGACCAGAAGGAUUCCGAUGGGGAUGGAAUAGCAGAUAUCAUCGAAGGUGACACUGACGUCGACAACGACGGUAUCCCCAACUACUUGGAUCUUGACAGCGAUGGCGAUGGGAUUCCCGACAAGAACGAGACAGCGGCAGACGGACCGGACAAGGACGGCAUCCCCAACUUCCUUGACCUUGACAGCGAUGGAGAUGGGAUCACCGACUAUGUGGAGGGAGCAGGAGACCAGGACGGCGACGGGAUCCCCAACUACCUUGACAUCGACUCCGAUGGCGACGGCAUUCUUGACUCGCACGAGUGUCAGUGUACGAUAGUGAAGGGGCUCAACUACUCCAGGAACCCACAGGACUACGAUGCUGACGGCGUUCCCAACUACCUGGACUUGGACUCAGGUGAGGGCUGCUUGGGUGGCUGGCAGGGGAUUGAUGACGUGGCAGACAACGACGGGAUCCUGGACGAGGUGGAGGGAGAAGCUGAUAGCAACGGCAAUGGGCAGCCGGACUACCUGGACCCUGUGACUUCGAUCAAGGGACGAGCUGCAAGUAUGGACGCCGACGGCGAUGGCAUCCCGGACGCCGUGGAAGGGACGGAUGACUUUGAUAAAGAUUCUGACGCUGCCAAUCUAGACGGAAUACCCAACUAUCUCGACCUGGACAGCGAUGGCGAUGGGAUAUCAGACAUGCAGGAGGGCACAGGAGACUUGGAUGCGGACGGUCUGCCGGACUUCCUGGACCCAGUCUUCAAUCAGCAGCAGCCCCUAAUCUGCAGAAGCCCUGGUUGCCGAAAACUGGGAGUGAAUUUCGAUCUCGUGGAUCAGCAAACGCAAAAGAUGUCGAGCUUGGAAUACGUGGCAGCGGUGCUGGUGCUGGUGCUUGUCCCUCUAAUCGUGUGCUACUGCCAGUGUUUCGUGGUGGCCUGUUCGAAGAGUGCGAAGCAGAUCUGCGUGCACUGCUGUGAGAACAUCUCGGUGUGCCAUGGCAAGGUUGUCAGGCUGAGAUUCGAUCCGAUAUGCUAUCAUCUGUGGGGAGAUCAGAGUGAACUGAUUGAAGAUCUGCGGCAAGAGAUCUGCGAGUCGAUGAACCUGGCCAAGACGCAGGUGACGAUCAGACCCGAAGCCUUCAACAGGGACGCUGUCUCUCUCACUGUGAAGCUGCUGUGUUGGAAACAGGCUGACCGGCUCUUCAAGAGGAGGACAGGGUUCAUUCUCAAGGAAGAGAACAAGGAGGAUCCGGAUGGUGACGAUGACUGGAGAAGGACGAAGACGGGGCAGAUCUCGACCGUUAUGCAUCAGGAGUUGUCGAAUGAGAAAAGUCCCUUGAGGACCGGCAAAUGUUCCGCUCACAUCCAGGAGAUAGGGGUGCUGGAGUUUGACGACCCUCAGUUGCUCUGCGGCUCCUGUGACAGGGACCGGCGGAGUUGUCGUUGCAAGUGCGAGGUCUGUGGAGACAAGAAGUCAGGCUGUGCGGUCGAUUGUGUGAACUACUGCCAUGUUUGCAAUGAGCCCAUGAGCAUGUGUACCUCUGGAAAGAUCCUUGUAUCGUUCAAGGACAAGCAAUUCACUGACAAGACAGGCAACCUGAAAGACUUGCGAGAUGUAGUCUGCAACAGAUUGAAGCUGCACCCUCUGCAGGUCUUGUUCUCUUCACCCUCAGUCACGGACGGUGGGGAGCUGGUCAUGCAGAUGAAGAGCAUGCGAUCGAUGACGCGCAUCCUCGAGAGCCUCAAACUGAGGAUUGACCUCGGGAACUGCAACGUCUGCGACUCGCGCAGCGACAAGGUGCUGGUUCAGGAUUUCAUGGACCUCUACCACAAGAGCGAGAGCGCAGCCGAUGGGUCCAUAUUAGAAGGGAUCGAGUCAGCUCGCAGUUUGGACGACAUGGUUGACUUGACAACCUCGGCGAGGAAAGGUUAUAAUAUGCUCUCUCAGUCUUGCUUCGUCGACUGCGACCUUCAGUACAAGGACCACAACUACUUCUCUACCCUUGACAAGAACCUUUCUGUAGCCUACGUGUUCGAUACUGCCGAGAUCUUUUCAAGCAACGCCUCUGCCAAGUCUCGCCUUGAACCUACCGCCAAGGAAGAUGAUCUGCCGUCCUUCAUUCUCAAGGAUGGGCAGGAGAACAACCUUGCUCUUCGCAGAUCGAUGGACGCCCCACAAAACGGAUCGACCAAACGCAGUUUGGCAGAGGCCACGGCUGCUUCGCCUGAGGAAAUGAUAAUAUCCUCACUUCCUGGCCAGAUAGAAGGAGAGCUUGCGGGUGGUGCAAUGGAUCAGACAUCCCACUCUCCCAACGAGACUUUCGGAGAGGAUCCCCACGGGGAGAUCGCAGCUCCGUUGCCAAGGAUCAUUCCCUUUCACCUCCCCAACCCCAGGGCUCUGCCAUCCUCCACUCCCAGUCCCAGGAUGCAAAGAGCUCUGCCGUCGCCCAGGCAGAUUCUGCAGCCUGGCGACAAGCUGCUGUCACAAGGCUGGUCCAGCUUCUCCAGUGAGACGGGCUCCAAUGAAAGCCGGAGCCUGGGGACUGCUCAGAGCGACUUGGAGAAGCAGAGAUCAGACGGGGAGGAAGGAGCGGGUCUGCGAGGUCUGAUGGCGGAUCUCGGAGGGGGCCCGAACGGGCUGGAUCAAGGAGCCGGAGGAAGAGGAGGAGCAGAGGGCCUGCGGGGCUUGGCAGCAGGCACCGGAGGAGAUCAGAACGGGUCUGGUGACGAAAGGGGAAUGGAGGAGGCAACGGCGGCAGCGGCGGCGGCGGCGGCGGCGGCGGCAGCAGCAGCAAGGAAGGCAGGGAAAGGAGGAGCAGGAGGCGGACAGGAAGGAGGAGGCAUGCGGGGCUUGGGGGCAGGGACCGGAGGAGAUCAGAACGGGCUGGAUCAAGGAGCCGGAGGAAGAGGAGGAGCAGGAGGAGCAGAAGGCAUGCGGGGCUUGGCAGCAGGCACCGGAGGAGAUCAGAACGGGUCUGGUGACGAAAGGGGAAUGGAGGAGGCAACGGCGGCAGCGGCGGCGGCGGCGGCGGCGGCAGCAGCAGCAGCAGCAGCAAGGAAGGCAGGGAAAGGAGGAGCAGGAGGCGGACAGGAAGGAGGAGGCAUGCGGGGCUUGGGGGCAGGGACCGGGGAGGAUCAGAGCAGGUCGCAGUCAGGUCAAGAAAGUGGAGCCGGAGCGAGAGCAGGAGCAAGUGCCGGAGAAGGGAAGAGGAGGGUGGAGACAGCAUUUGGCUCGGAGGUAGUGAGCGACAGGUCGUCUGGAGGGGUGCGGAUCGUCGAGCUCAACCCUCACACUCAUCCUGCUCUGGAUCAAGACGGAGAGAAGAGGUCAAGGGGGUUCAAGCUUGGAGCGUCGGGGCUGGAGAACGUUAGCUCUCCCGUCCCCGAGGCCACAAGGCUGAUACCCUCCCCUCUCCCGCGUCCCUUCCCGCUCGAUAGCCCGAUCGUCACGCUUGCUACCAACGGGAUGCUGACUUCCUCCUCGUCAACCUCCAGCCGGGGACAUGAGAUCGGAGUUGCCAGGGUGUUACAGACGACGGUAGCCCUGGAGUCCUCCCAGCUGCUCUUGGCUGCCACGAGCGUCGAGUCUCAGGGGACCGUCCAGUCAGCGUCUGAGAGACAUAGAGGGAGCAACGUGAGCCAGGAAUCCUUCGGCAGCGCCGACAUCAACGAAAACUUGUCAAGCUCGAUGGAGAUCUCGAAGCCGACGAUGAAGAACCUUGAGAUCGCAAUGAAACGUCAGAAGUUGGCAAAGACCGUGCUGGUAUCGAACAAGCAGAACAUCAACUUGCAGACUGCCGGGCACGUGGGGGUUCAGAUCACCAGGGACCCACCCUAUGAGGUGCUUCAGGUGGACGACCUGGUGGACAAGAACUUCUUGAAGCAGAAGGAGGUCGGGUACUCGAACAAGCAGGUGCUGCCAGGAGACUUCCUCCUCGCCAUCGACGGGGUGUCCGUGACGCACAAGAGGAUCGACGAAGUACAUGCGAUGCUCAUGGGGAUGAUUUACACUCAAGUCGAGCUGAAGUUCCAGAGGCCCAAGACAGGGCAGACGUUCCCGGUGACUGCGCUAAGGCAUCGCAUCCAUGAGUUCGGAUGA
Messenger RNA from Guillardia theta CCMP2712, 14400 nucleotides. RefSeq lists its product as hypothetical. The coding region runs from base 1 to 14400 and encodes 4799 amino acids. The record is from RefSeq and is a predicted model, not a curated record. Lineage: Eukaryota; Cryptophyceae; Pyrenomonadales; Geminigeraceae. The transcript is spliced from 28 exons. Gene Ontology annotation, molecular function: protein binding; calcium ion binding.